This is a messenger RNA of Colletotrichum lupini, 1035 nucleotides long. RefSeq lists its product as uncharacterized. The coding region runs from base 1 to 1035 and encodes 344 amino acids. Lineage: Eukaryota; Fungi; Ascomycota; Sordariomycetes; Glomerellales; Glomerellaceae. The transcript has 6 exons. The record is from RefSeq and is a predicted model, not a curated record.
AUGUCCGGAAAAGUGUCGCUCAACCGAAAUGCCGAAGACAAGGGCCCUGUGGCACUUGGCAUUGUCAUCUCUAUGUCGGUCCUCAGCACCCUCUUCACCGCUGGUAGACUGUUCGUUAGAGGAAGAAUUUUGAAGCAGUUUCAUCUCGACGACUACUUGAUUGUCGCGUCUGUAAAGUCGGGAGCAAUACUAUGGACCAUUGCUGGCUUUCCUCCUGGUGUCAUGUCCUUUGGACUCCCGAAGCUUGCUGUUGUCGCGCUCCUCACACGGAUCAUGAAUCCCAGCAAAUGGCAUGCUCUUUUCCUGUGGUUCAUCGCCUCAUUCUGUCUCAUCAACUUGAUUGGAUGCGUAAUCAUUCUUUUUGCCCAAUGCCAACCUUCUCACUCGCAGUGGGACUUUUCAGUCACAGACAAGACGUGCUGGGACAAGUGGAUUCUGGUUUACUUUGCCAUCUACUCUGGAGGCUUCUGCGCGUUUGUAGACCUUUACUUGGCCAUCUAUCCAGCCGUCGUCCUCGCGAAGCUACAGAUGAGUGUGAGAAAGAAGGUAGCUCUGAGCAUCGCUCUUGGGAUCGGGUCAAUCUCAUCGAUCGUUGCCACAUACAAAUGCUCUCGGCUUCCAAGUCUCGCAAGCUUGGACUUCUCAUAUGACACUUCAGACUUGGUGAUUUGGACUAUAGUCGAGGGCAGCACGAUGAUCAUUGCCGCAUGUAUUCCCGUACUCCAACCCCUCGGCGAGCUCAUCUUUGGCAAGCGCAUUUUCAGUUCUGGUGGAGGACGGUAUACGUAUGAGAACUAUGGUUCGGGUCCUAGUGGUCAACAUCGAUCCGAUAUUGAAAUGUCUCGAUCAAAGGAAGUAAAGAAGAGAGUAGCUAAAAGGCAACACGACGCUGCUGCGAUCAGCUUUGACGAUAAGGUAACAACAACGACGGUCACAAAGGGAAGUCAAGAGAGCAUUCUGCAAGGGAAAAACAUGCACAGAAGUAUUGUAAGAACGGACUUAAUCAGCGUCAGUAUUGAGUCGAGCAAGCCUUGA